This is a messenger RNA of Gossypium raimondii (Peruvian cotton), 1616 nucleotides long. RefSeq names its product rhomboid-like protein 15. Gene Ontology annotation, molecular function: misfolded protein binding; serine-type endopeptidase activity; ubiquitin-specific protease binding. Gene Ontology annotation, biological process: endoplasmic reticulum unfolded protein response. Bases 180 to 1406 code for a protein of 408 amino acids. Gene Ontology annotation, cellular component: Hrd1p ubiquitin ligase ERAD-L complex; endoplasmic reticulum membrane. The record is from RefSeq and is a predicted model, not a curated record. The transcript is spliced from 13 exons. Lineage: Eukaryota; Viridiplantae; Streptophyta; Magnoliopsida; Malvales; Malvaceae.
AACCCGAAUUUCAGAAAAAAUGAGGCAGGACUCGAUCUCGUAACUCCAAAGCCUUCCUAUUUGCUACCAGUUUUGGUAGUUUCAAGAAGCUUAUUUUUGGCUUUAUUUCUCAGACGAAGUCAUCAGUCUCACAAAGGAAGAAAUUUCAACUUGUUUUUUACGUCUAAACGAAAAAAACAAUGCCUAACAUUGUUUCAGAGGCAGGACUGCAAACUAGAGCUGGGCAAUGGUGGGAUAGUAUUCCCUUCCUUACAUCAGCCGUGGUUAUUGUUUGCGGGGUUAUUUACCUCAUUUGCCUUUUGGUUGGAUAUGACUCCUUUUAUGAAGUAUGCUUCUUGCCAGAGGCUAUUGUAUCGCAUUUUCAAGUUUACCGGAUAUACACUUCCAUUAUUUUUCAUGGUUCGCUGUUACAUGUUUUGUUCAACAUGUUGGCUUUGGUUCCUUUGGGCUCUGAACUGGAGAGAAUCAUGGGAUCUAUUCGAAUGUUAUACACAAUAAUUUUGCUAGCAACAAGCAAUGCUAUAUUUCAUCUCAUCAUUGCAUUGGUGGUAGCCCAUAAUCCUUUCCAUCCUUUUGAGCAUCUCAUGAAUGAGUGUGCAAUAGGCUUCUCUGGAAUCUUAUUUUCUAUGAUUGUUAUAGAGACAAGUCUGAGCGGAGUUCAGUCUAGGAGUGUGUUUGGUCUUUUCAAUGUUCCUGCUAAAUGGUAUGCAUUCAUCUUAUUGGUAGUAUUCCAGCUGCUUAUGACAAAUGUCUCGUUACUUGGACACCUCUGUGGCAUUUUGUCUGGCUUUGCAUAUACCUUUGGCUUAUUCAACUUCCUUAUUCCUGGACCAUCCUUUUACACUGCCAUUGAGUCCUCAUCAUGGCUUGCAAGCUGUGUGAGGCGGCCUAAAUUUAUUUUAUGCAGUGGUGGAAACCCUUCAGCUUACAUCCCCACUUAUACUGCUCAAAAUUCAUCCUCCGGUGCACUAUUUUCUGGAAACAUUUGGAGAAACUUGUCUUCGUGGAUGCCGCAGAGGGGGACAACAGCUCAGCCAGCACAAGAUGAUCCCAGAUUUCCUGGGAGAGGCAGAACUCUUGGUUCUGUUCAAAAUACUGCUGUAAAUUCAGAUUCAAACUUACAAGCUAGGCUUUUGGAUAAUAGUAGACCCACCAGUCCAUCAGAUAUUGCAGCAGCUGUUGCUGGGGAGAGGCUUUCAAAUGAAAGGCAGUUACAAGUGAAUGAUGCAGUUGCAGUUGGUGCAGGAGGUUAUCCACUUCCUCAGAUGCCGCAGGUAGCUUCUGAGGAACAAAUCCAGAAACUGUUAUCAAUGGGUUUUGAAAGGACACAAGUAGAAGUUGCAAUAGCAGCUGCCGAUGGAGAUCUUAACGUGGCUGUAGAAAUUCUUAUGAGUCAGCAGGGCUGAUCUGCAAAAAAUGUAAGGUCUUACGAUUUUUAAACAACAAAUAUCCACUUGAGCUUGAUUUCAAGCGGCUUAGUUCUUGCACCUUGUGUCCAUAUUGUAAUUAGUGGUCAUAUCCACAGGAGCCAACAAAGAGCAAAGAAACAUUAUGAAUUGGACUAAUUGUACUAAACUUCUGUUUGAAGCUUUCUGCAAUACAUGACCUUGCUGAAA